Pyricularia oryzae 70-15 is the source of this 1452-nucleotide messenger RNA. RefSeq lists its product as uncharacterized. The coding region runs from base 1 to 1452 and encodes 483 amino acids. The record is from RefSeq and is a predicted model, not a curated record. The transcript is spliced from 4 exons. Gene Ontology annotation, cellular component: membrane. NCBI's taxonomy places the organism in Eukaryota, Fungi, Ascomycota, Sordariomycetes, Magnaporthales, Pyriculariaceae. Gene Ontology annotation, molecular function: sucrose:proton symporter activity.
AUGGCAGCCUCCGCGUCGUCGUCAUUCGACGACCCAGCCGAAGCCGAGACCGCACAGCUCAUGUUCGAGUUUGAGGAUUUUGCUCAUCAGCCACCAGCCGAGCCGCUUUCCACACGCCGUCUCCUGCUCCUGACAUGUCCCAGCCUCGGACUGCAGGUCUGCUGGUUCCUGUUGCAAACCAGCGGCACGCCCUGCCUGCGCUCCCUGGGCAUAACCCCAUCCUGGAUCUCGCUGAUCUGGGCAUUGGGUCCCAUCUUUGGCGCGUUCGUCCAGCCGGUGAUCGGCCAGCUGAGCGACGAGCUGCACCACCCCCUGGGCCGCCGCAAGCCCGUCAUGCUCGCGGGCGCCGGCGCCGUCAUCUCGUCCGUGCUGGCCAUGGCGUGCGCGCUGGCACUGGCCCCGCCGGGCGCGCAGGCCUGGUGGCCGCGCGCCGUGGCGGUGGGCUGCCUGGUGGUGCUGCUCUUUGCCAUCAACGCCUACUCGGUGGGCGUGCGCGCCAUCGUGGUCGACGUCUGCCCGCCGGCCCAGCAGCCGGCCGCCGCGGCCUGGGCCAUGCGGUGGAACGUGCUCGGCUCCGCGGCGCUGUCGGCGCUGGGCGUCGUGUCCACCCUGCAGGGCCGCCGCGACGCCGACCCCGUCGCCGUGUUUCUGAAGCUGGCCCUGGUCGCGGCCGUCUUGUCCGCCGUCACCGUCGGGCUCGUCUGCGUCUUGGUCUCUGAUACCGCGCCGCCUCGGCCAAAAGUUCAGGAGGGUGGCGGUGGCGGUGUCGGACGGGUCUUGGCCAUGUGUCGACUGGGGGAGAUUUACCGGCGGUGGGGGCGCUUGCCUCCGGUGACGGGACAGGUCUGCGGCGUGCAGUUGUUUGCGUGGCUGGGAUGGUUUCCCGUGCUGUACUACAUGUCUACAUACGCAUACGAAACAGCAUUAUACCAAGCAUCCCAUCUCACGGACCCAGAAGCCUACGCAGAGCCCUACCCCCUCUACGCCUCCCUGUCCUUUGCCCUGGGCACCCUGCUCUCCACGCUGAUCCUGACGCUCCUGACCGCCACGCGCCUGCUCGCCCCGGCGCACCUGCCCCGGCUCUGGCUCUGCUCCCAGCUGCUGGCCGCCGUCUCGCUCCUGCUGACCAUGGCACUGCGGACCACGGCGGCGGCGCUCGUGCUGCUGGCGCUGGUCGGCGCGACCUGGGCCGUGACCAUGUGGGUGCCCUUUGCGCUGAUCAACACGGAGCUGGCCGAGCUGGGCAGCACCGGCGUGGCGGGGGCGCAGGGCCUGCACAACAUGGCCGUGAGCCUGCCGCAGGUGGCCAGCGCCCUGCUGUGCGCCUGCGUGCUGGCCGGCCUGGACAUGCUGGGCAUGGCGCACGGCGCCGUCUGGCUGCUCCGCCUGGCUGCCGUGCCGGUGGGGUGGUCGACGUGGCUGAUCUGGCGGCUGGAUGGGGGUGGUGCUUGA